Salvelinus fontinalis (brook trout) is the source of this 8046-nucleotide messenger RNA. Its product is annotated as protein PRRC2C-like. NCBI's taxonomy places the organism in Eukaryota, Metazoa, Chordata, Actinopteri, Salmoniformes, Salmonidae. Gene Ontology annotation, cellular component: endoplasmic reticulum. The transcript has 23 exons. The record is from RefSeq and is a predicted model, not a curated record. The coding region runs from base 487 to 5943 and encodes 1818 amino acids.
UCUCCCCCCGCCAUCAUACCGCAUCCAUCCCUCCCUGUGACGCUUUGUAGGGGUGUAUACCGAGGCAGCAGCUCCUGAGACCGCUGCAGAGUCGCAUCUCCUCCGUAUGGUUAGAGGGAGAACUGAUAUCUGAUCAUCGAUUAAGACAGAUCUAUAUAUUUUAGCAACACUUUAAUCCGUGUUUUUAAAGGCAUAAUUGCGCGAGAUUUCCUCCUGGAUGGAAUAGACGUCAAGGCCAUUUUCCUGUGGGCGCGAGACUGUUGACAGUUCUUGGGCUGGACCGGAGACGGAAAGAUCAAUGUGAUUGAUCAAUCUCCCUCCUCCCUGGAAGACAUCGGACUGUUGUGGAGCAGCUAGGCUGCUCGCGUGGGACGGAGGGAAUAACGGACAUUUACAUUGAAGCAGCGCACAAAGGGAAAAACAUUAAUGUAGUCUACCGACAAUAACUUUUAGGCUACACGGUGCGUGUGUCGGUUUGAUUGGGAAAUGAAGCAGGCCCGGUUUAACGCGGGGAGGAGGGCUCGGUCUGGGCCGUGUGUGUUGCGGCAGGGUUCGAGUGGUGUCGGUAACAUCAUCAGUAACGUCCUGAAGAAAAGGAACGGAAUCUCACGGAGAGCGCCCCGUCUGCUCUGCACGCUCGAGCCAGGAGUGGACACCAGGUUAAAGUUCACCAUCGAACCUUCUCUGGGCAAGAACGGCUUCCAACAGUGGUAUGAUGCUCUGAAGGCUGUGGUCAGACUUCCUACAGGCAUCCCUAAAGAGUGGAGGAAGAGGGUAUGGCUGACUCUGGCUGAUCAGUACCUCCACAGUAUCUCUAUCGACUGGGACAAAACUCUUCGCUUCGCUUUCAACGAACGCAGUAACCCUGACGAUGACUCACUGGGCAUCCAGAUUGUUAAGGACCUCCACAGGACAGGAUGUAGUUCAUACUCCGGCCAGGAGGGGGAGCAGGACCGGGUGGUGCUGAAGAGGGUACUCCUGGCGUACGCUCGCUGGAAUAAGGCUGUAGGAUACUGUCAGGGCUUCAACGUACUGGCAGCUCUCAUACUGGAUGUUACAGAGGGCAACGAGAGCCACGCACUCAAGGUGAUGAUCUACCUGAUAGACAAGGUGCUACCAGAGAGUUAUUUUGCCAACAACCUGCGUUCCCUGUCUGUGGACAUGGCUGUGUUUAGAGAUCUCCUGAGGAUGAAGCUGCCCCAUCUCUCACAGCACCUACACCUCCUGCAGAAGACUGCUGAUAGAGAGGCUGGAGGCAGCUACGAGCCUCCUCUGACCAACGUCUUCACGAUGCAGUGGUUUCUGACCAUGUUUGCUACGUGCCUGCCCCACAACACAGUGCUGAAGAUCUGGGACUCUGUGUUCUUCGAAGGUUCUGAGGUUCUGCUGAGGGUGGCUCUGGCUAUCUGGUCUCACCUGGAGGAGCAUAUAGAGUACUGUCAGACCGCAGACGACUUCUACAGCACCAUGGGAUGGAUCACUCAGGAGAUGUUGGAGAACAGCCUCAUAGACUGUAGCCACCUCAUGCAGACGGUGUACUCCAUGGCUGUGUUCCCAUUCCCUCAGCUGGCUGAACUCCGAGAGAAAUAUACCUACAACAUCACCCCCUUCCCCACCUCCACCUCCAACGGCAGCGGUGGUCUAGGUGGCUGGGAGGGUGAUGAAGACGAGGAUGAAGAUGAAGAUGCAGUGGUGACAGCAGCGUUGGGAUGUUUGGGUCCGCUGGGGGGGCUGUUAGCUCCAGAACUACAGCGGUACCAGAGACACAUCAAAGAGCAGCGUGGGGUGGAGCAGGGAGGGAACAUGGCAGACCUGAGUCCCGGGGCGGUGGACGGUGGCGGCAGAGGAGAGCAUCAAGCGGCCAUCAACAGUAUGUUGCAGGAGAGGAUGAGUACCGACAUCAGGGCUCUGAAGAAACAGUACUCACGUAUCAAGAGACAUCAGCAACAACAGGCCAGGCAGCUGUACAUACACACAGAUAGAUGUCCAGCCACCAGCGUGUUAGCAUCUCAGCUCCAUCCUUCUCCUGUCGUCAACCACCUGUUGCUAGGCAGGAAGCCCAGGACCAGCCUGAAACAGCCUCCCUCCUCUCCCUCCAGCCUGCGAGGUGUUCCCCUGCCCCAGGCACAGUCCAGCCCUGCCACCCCUAGCGGGGAGAGGGGGAGGAACAGACUGGUAUCUCAGGCUGAAGACUGUCAGAGCAGGGCGGGGUCCCCCUGGCGCGCCCACGUACGUGCCCACCGCAGGAACAUAGCCCGGGCACGGGUACAGCUAGGGUUUGGAGACAUGGAGGACAGACACCCUCAUCAGACGGAGGAGGACGACAGACACCCUCAUCAGACGGAGGAGGACGACAGACACCCUCAUCAGACGGAGGAGGAGGAGGACGACAGACACCCUCAUCAGACGGAGGAGGAGGAGGACAGACGCCCUCAUCAGACGGAGGAGGAGGAGGACGACAGACGCCCUCAUCAGACGGAGGAGGAGGAGGACAGACGCCCUCAUCAGACGGAGGAGGAGGAGGAGGACAGACGCCCUCAUCAGACGGAGGAGGAGGAGGACAGACGCCCUCAUCAGACGGAGGAGGAGGAGGAGGACAGACGCCCUCAUCAGACGGAGGAGGAGGAGGAGGACAGACGCCCUCAUCAGACGGAGGAGGAGGAGGAGGAGGACAGACGCCCUCAUCAGACGGAGGAGGAGGAGGAGGAGGACAGACGCCCUCAUCAGACGGAGGAGGAGGAGGAGGAGGACAGACGCCCUCAUCAGACGGAGGAGGAGGAGGAGGACAGACGCCCUCAUCAGACGGAGGAGGAGGAGGAGGACAGACGCCCUCAUCAGACGGAGGAGGAGGAGGAGGACAGACGCCCUCAUCAGACGGAGGAGGAGGAGGAGGACAGACGCCCUCAUCAGACGGAGGAGGAGGAGGAGGACAGACGCCCUCAUCAGACGGAGGAGGAGGAGGAGGAGGACAGACGCCCUCAUCAGACGGAGGAGGAGGAGGAGGAGGACAGACGCCCUCAUCAGACAGAGGAGGAGGAGGAGGAGGAGGACAGACGCCCUCAUCAGACAGAGGAGGAGGAGGAGGAGGACAGACACCCUCAUCAGACGGAGGAGGAGGAGGACAGACGCCCUCAUCAGACGGAGGAGGAGGAGGACAGACGCCCUCAUCAGACGGAGGAGGAGGAGGAGGACAGACGCCCUCAUCAGACGGAGGAGGAGGAGGAGGACAGACGCCCUCAUCAGACGGAGGAGGAGGAGGAGGACAGACGCCCUCAUCAGACGGAGGAGGAGGAGGAGGACAGACGCCCUCAUCAGACGGAGGAGGACAGACGCCCUCAUCAGACGGAGGAGGACAGACGCCCUCAUCAGACGGAGGAGGAGGAGGACAGACGCCCUCAUCAGACGGAGGAGGAGGAGGACAGACGCCCUCAUCAGACGGAGGAGGAGGAGGACAGACGCCCUCAUCAGACGGAGGAGGAGGAGGAGGACAGACGCCCUCAUCAGACGGAGGAGGAGGAGGAGGACAGACACCCUCAUCAGACGGAGGAGGAGGAGGAGGAGGACAGACACCCUCAUCAGAUGGAGGAGAGAGAUGGAGUGGGUGAGGGAAAGGCUGAUGAUGAAGAGGGUAGUCACCUCCCUGUGUCUCCUGCCCAGGCCUCCAGUAACGAGGUGCCAGCUGUGGUGGAAGAGGAGGAGCAUCUGGUGUCUCUAGAGCUGGACUCUGGAUCAGAACUAAACCAGACCCCACCUCCACUACUCUCUCCUAGAGAGACUGACCCAGACACACGACCCUCCUCUCCUAGAGAGACUGACCCAGACACACGACCCUCCUCUCCCACCAUCCCAGAGCUGCCUGUCCUGCCUCCUCUUCCUCGACCACCCUCAUCACACCACCACCACCACCACCACGGUCAACAGUCUGACCCUUCAGUCUCCUCUCUGAGCAUCUACUGUAUGAGACACUCCCCUGUUACCCCCUCUAACCCCCACACCCCUGGUAGCCCUGUUACCCCCUCUAACCCCCCUACUCCUGUUACCCCCUCUAACCCCCAUGUUACCCCCUCUAACCCCCAUGUUACCCCCUCUAACCCCCCUACUCCUGUUACCCCCUCUAACCCCCAUGUUACCCCCUCUAACCCCCAUGUUACCCCCUCUAACCCCCAUGGUACCCCCUCUAACACCCCUACUCCUGUUACCCUCACUAACCCCCCUACUCCUGUUACCCUCACUAACCCCCCUACUCCUGUUACCCUCACUAACCCCCACACCCCUUGUACUCCUGUUACCCCCUCUAACCCCCCUACUUCUGUUACCCUCUCUAACCCCCCUACUCAUGUUACCCCCUCUAACCCCCACACCCCUGGUACCCCCUCUAACCCCCACACCCCUGGUACCCCAUUUAACCCCCAUACUCCUGUUACCCCCUCUAACCCCCACACCCCUGGUACCCCCUCUAACCCCCAUACUCCUGGUACACCGCUAUCCCCCACCCUCCCUCUCUCCUGCCCCUCCAUGCCCCAGGACCAGCCCAGGGCCACCCCCCAGCAGGUAUUCUCCCCCUCCCUCCCUCUCUCCUGCCCCUCCAUGCCCCAGGACCAGCCCAGGGCCACCCCCCAGCAGGUAUUCUCCCCCUCCCUCCCUCUCUCCUGCCCCUCCAUGCCCCAGGACCAGCCCAGGGCCACCCCCCAGCAGGUAUUCUCCCCCUCCCUCCCUCUCUCCUGCCCCUCCAUGCCCCAGGACCAGCCCAGGGCCACCCCCCAGCAGGUAUUCUCCCCCUCCCUCCCUCUCUCCUGCCCCUCCAUGCCCCAGGACCAGCCCAGGGCCACCCCCCAGCAGGACCAGCCCAGGGCCACCCCCCAGCAGGACCAGCCCAGGGCCACCCCCCAGCAGGACCAGCCCAGGGCCACCCCCCAGCAGGACCAGCCCAGGGCCACCCCCCAGCAGGACCAGCCCAGGGCCACCCCCCAGCAGGACCAGCCCAGGGCCACCCCCCAGCAGGACCAGCCCAGGGCCACCCCCCAGCAGGACCAGCCCAGGGCCACCCCCCAGCAGGACCAGCCCAGGGCCACCCCCCAGCAGGACCAGCCCAGGGCCACCCCCCAGCAGGACCAGCCCAGGGCCACCCCCCAGCAGGUGUUCUCCCCCUCCCUCCCUCUCUCCUGCCCCUCCAUGCCCCAGGACCAGCCCAGGGCCACCCCCCAGCAGGUAUUCUCCCCCUCCCUCCCUCUCUCCUGCCCCUCCAUGCCCCAGGACCAGCCCAGGGCCACCCCCCAGCAGGUAUUCUCCCCCUCCCUCCCUCUCUCCUGCCCCUCCAUGCCCCAGGACCAGCCCAGGGCCACCCCCCAGCAGGUAUUCUCCCCCUCCCUCCCUCUCUCCUGCCCCUCCAUGCCCCAGGACCAGCCCAGGGCCACCCCCCAGCAGGUAUUCUCCCCCUCCCUCCCUCUCUCCUGCCCCUCCAUGCCCCAGGACCAGCCCAGGGCCACCCCCCAGCAGGUAUUCUCCCCCUCCCUCCCUCUCUCCUGCCCCUCCAUGCCCCAGGACCAGCCCAGGGCCACCCCCCAGCAGGUAUUCUCCCCCUCCCUCCCUCUCUCCUGCCCCUCCAUGCCCCAGGACCAGCCCAGGGCCACCCCCCAGCAGGUAUUCUCCCCCUCCCUCCCUCUCUCCUGCCCCUCCAUGCCCCAGGACCAGCCCAGGGCCACCCCCCAGCAGGUAUUCUCCCCCUCCCUCCCUCUCUCCUGCCCCUCCAUGCCCCAGGACCAGCCCAGGGCCACCCCCCAGCAGGUGGUGUUCUCCCCCUUCCCGAGUGUAAAACAGCACAGGAGAUCAGCUGCGGCCCGUAACCUGGGCCUCUACGGUCCCACAGCCAGAACCCCCACAGUUCACUUCCCUCAGCUCAGCCUGAACCGUACGUCCUCCACUCUCUCCACCAGGAGGCGCUAGAGGCCACGCUUCACUGACUGACUGGCUCUGGGAGAUACAGCCUGAAUCUCUCUGAUGGUCUGGAUCUGUGGCAUUGUGGGGGGGUGACUGUACCUGAGAGAAACGGGCAUCGUCAGUAUCAGCUGUGGUCUGAUCCACUGCUGUAGGUAGACCCUUAACUUUUCACAGUGUAGGGGACUCUAUGUAACCCACUAUGUUGUAGUCAUCCCCCUGCUGGAAGCUGUGUACUGGGUCUGUCUGGUUGAACGACUCCCCUCUCAACCACUGGGAGAAGAAGAGCUGCUCUGUAACCCACUAUGUUGUAGUCAUCCUGCUGUGUACUGGGUCUGUCUGGUUGAACCUCAUCAUGGGACAUCUCUGUAACCCACUAUGUUGUAGUCACCCCCCCCUGCUGUGUACUGGGUCUGUCUGGUUGAACCUCAUCAUGGGACAUCUCUGUAACCCACUAUGUUGUAGUCAUCCCCCCUGCUGUGUACUGGGUCUGUCUGGUUGAACCUCAUCAUGGGACAUCUCUGUAACCCACUAUGUUGUAGUCAUCCCCCCUGCUGUGUACUGGGUCUGUCUGGUUCAACCUCAUCAUGGGACAUCUCUGUAACCCACUAUGUUGUAGUCAUCCCCCCUGCUGUGUACUGGGUCUGUCUGGUUGAACCUCAUCAUGGGACAUCUCUGUAACCCACUAUGUUGUAGUCAUCCCCCCUGCUGUGUACUGGGUCUGUCUGGUUCAACCUCAUCAUGGGACAUCUCUGUAACCCACUAUGUUGUAGUCAUCCCCCUGCUGUGUACUGGGUCUGUCUGGUUCAACCUCAUCAUGGGACAUCUCUUUAACCCACUAUGUUGUAGUCAUCCCCCCUGCUGUGUACUGGGUCUGUCUGGUUGAACCUCAUCAUGGGACAUCUCUGUAACCCACUAUGUUGUAGUCAUCCCCCUGCUGUGUACUGGGUCUGUCUGGUUGAACCUCAUCAUGGGACAUCUCUGUAACCCACUAUGUUGUAGUCAUCCCCCCUGCUGUGUACUGGGUCUGUCUGGUUGAACCUCAUCAUGGGACAUCUCUGUAACCCACUAUGUUGUAGUCAUCCCCCCUGCUGUGUACUGGGUCUGUCUGGUUCAACCUCAUCAUGGGACAUCUCUGUAACCCACUAUGUUGUAGUCAUCCUGCUGUGUACUGGGUCUGUCUGGUUCAACCUCAUCAUGGGACAUCUCUGUAACCCACUAUGUUGUAGUCAUCCCCCCUGCUGUGUACUGGGUCUGUCUGGUUGAACCUCAUCAUGGGACAUCUCUGUAACCCACUAUGUUGUAGUCAUCCCCCUGCUGUGUACUGGGUCUGUCUGGUUGAACCUCAUCAUGGGACAUCUCUGUAACCCACUAUGUUGUAGUCAUCCCCCCUGCUGUGUACUGGGUCUGUCUGGUUGAACCUCAUCAUGGGACAUCUCUGUAACCCACUAUGUUGUAGUCAUCCCCCCUGCUGUGUACUGGGUCUGUCUGGUUCAACCUCAUCAUGGGACAUCUCUGUAACCCACUAUGUUGUAGUCAUCCUGCUGUGUACUGGGUCUGUCUGGUUCAACCUCAUCAUGGGACAUCUCUGUAACCCACUAUGUUGUAGUCAUCCCCCCUGCUGUGUACUGGGUCUGUCUGGUUCAACCUCAUCAUGGGACAUCUCUGUAACCCACUAUGUUGUAGUCAUCCUGCUGUGUACUGGGUCUGUCUGGUUCAACCUCAUCAUGGGACAUCUCUGUAACCCACUAUGUUGUAGUCAUCCUGCUGUGUACUGGGUCUGUCUGGUUCAACCUCAUCAUGGGACAUCUCUGUUCACUCACCUUCUUUUCCAGGUCAAGUUCUCUUCACCAUAACACAAUGUUGAAACCUUCAGCUCCUUCCUCCUCUCGGCUCAUUUCUGUUUCCACUUCCUGUCUACCUGUUACUUCCUGUCAAAUGUCUCUCCACAGUAAGACGCCAUACUAAAAGAUCCAUAGACCAUAUCAUGUCAUUGAUCUGAUUGUAUUGUUCUCUACAGUCUGCCAAUGAUCUGGAUGUAUUGUUGGUAAAUGAACCCACACCAUUCUGGUGUCAGAGGUCACUGCACUCCUAAUAAAGAACGUGAAAGGA